CAAAGUAUGAUCUGGACAUCAAAGUUCCAAAUAAGUCGGGGCAAAAUUUCAAGUCAGUAGAGGAUAUGCUUGAGAUGUACAAAGAACUAUGCCGUGAGUACCCGAUUGUAUCAAUUGAAGAUCCAUUUGACAAGGAGGACUGGGAACAUGUCAAGCAUUUUUCCAGUCUUGGAAUUUGUCAGGUAGUAGGGGAUGGCUUGUUAAUGUCAAAUCCAAAACGUAUUCAAAGAGCAAUACAAGAGUUGGCGUGCAAUGCUCUUCUUCUCAAGGUAAACCAGAUUGGGACCGUGACAGAGGCCAUUGAAGUGGUGAAGCUGGCAAAGGACGCUAAUUGGGGAGUGGUGACAUCUCAUAGAUGUGGGGAAACUGAAGAUUCUUUCAUUGCUGAUUUAUCUGUUGGGCUUGCCACUGGUCAGAUCAAAGCCGGUGCUCCUUGCAGAGGAGAGCGGCUGGCAAAAUAUAACCAGUUGCUUCGAAUUGAGGAAGAGCUUGGGGAUCAAGCAGUUUAUGCUGGUCAAGAUUGGAGGCUAUCAUCCUGAUCAGCGCCCUUUGGUUCUGCCCUCACAUCUUUUUCUUUCUUUUUUCUUUCCCUUUAUCCUUUGCCACGUUUGUGGUUAAAAGAGUUUGAAUGGCUUAUCAAGCUAAACAACUUGAUAAUCUGUCACAAUGGGCGUGCCUCUUUUUUUUGUUUUUCUAGUGAUUGCUUCCUUUUUAUUAGGAGACUGAAGAACAUUCAAGAAUGUAAUCAAUUUGUUUACUUUUUUGUA
Corylus avellana is the source of this 767-nucleotide messenger RNA. The record is from RefSeq and is a predicted model, not a curated record. Lineage: Eukaryota; Viridiplantae; Streptophyta; Magnoliopsida; Fagales; Betulaceae.